Fusarium musae is the source of this 2682-nucleotide messenger RNA. RefSeq lists its product as uncharacterized. The transcript has 2 exons. NCBI's taxonomy places the organism in Eukaryota, Fungi, Ascomycota, Sordariomycetes, Hypocreales, Nectriaceae. The record is from RefSeq and is a predicted model, not a curated record. Gene Ontology annotation, biological process: protein phosphorylation. Gene Ontology annotation, molecular function: protein serine/threonine kinase activity; ATP binding. The coding region runs from base 1 to 2682 and encodes 893 amino acids.
AUGCAUGGGGUUAUUAACAAAAACGUCAGGUCUGCGGCAGACGAGGAUGGCGCCGAUCACAUUGGUCUCGAAACUCCUCGAUCCGGUGUAGCUACACCUCAACCCGAUCUACAGGACAAACGCUUACCAGGAAUCAUGAGCUACUUCGGCCAGGUUCGUAAAUACCCUUCCACGCCUUCGUCAGCUCCCAGUUCGUCACAGAGUGAUACCACUCUAGACCGAAUUUCAGUUGUGCCCACUCCACCAGCCGGCCUGCAGUUGCAGGCACACACCCAAGGCUCUCCUCGCGGCUGUGAGUCCUCGGCUUUGGAUCGUUCGCUUCUUCAACAUGAGCGUCCUAGUUCUAUGCCAAGUACUACUGAGCGGGAUGAGCAUAACCUUUCAGAUCCCUACCCAACCCCACCCACUUCUCAGCCCUCGUCUUCGGGGGGUUCUAUCUCCCAGGACAUGAUUUCUGCAGACUCAGGGGCGCAUGGCAGGGCUACGGUCGAGCAAAAGUCUUUUACACAACAGUCACAAUUCAAGAAACCCACAGCCUCACCAUUUACCACCACCCACUUCCAAACUUCCAAUGACCCAUCACUACCUGAACUUGACUCCUCCAAAAACGCAGCACCUACCAAAGACUCCAUUAUUUCUUCGCAUCCUGAGCCCAGUACAAGUUCAGGCGCCUGCUCAGCUGCUGCCCCCGGCAAGUGGCAUUUUCUUAAUGGACUCAAGGAGCUAACUCGUAUGACGUUCAAGAGCGGCAACUCGACUCCUACGCGAGCAAUGUCGGCUGCUCGACCAUCUGGCUCCGAUAGAGCCCCAUCCUCCGGAAGGACCAGUCAUGACGGUGCUGAAGUCAGCGGUGCCCAGACUCCAAGGAGUUCUGCUGGUGCCCAGGCGCCUGCCGCCAAGGGAAAGCUAACAAUCAAGAUCAAUGAGGCUCGCGGGCUUAGGAAGAGUCGGGACCCUUAUGUUGUUGUGGUUUUCCAGCGUAGUGAGCUCAUUUCCGGGGGUCCCCACCAUAUCGAUGAGGACGAUAACCUCAGUGUUGAGCCACCUCCAGUCGCUGGUGGUAUCCCUAUCCAGCGAUCAGGCAGUGACUCUGGACGACCUUUGGCUAUUCCAAUGAGGAGCAGGCAAAGCAGCAACACCAGCAUUAAUGACUAUGGCUCGUUCCGUAACCGAUCCGGAGGUCAGCUUACAUUCACCAACCCAAAAUGGGAUGCCGAAGCCGAGUUCGACGUUGUGGACUAUGAUAUGCUGGUUGAUGUCUCGGUCUAUGAUCAUGGAGCAACGGGCGAUGAAUUUCUAGGUCAUGUUGAUUUUCAGGCCAGCAAGGAUCCUGGUGCCACCGUCCAGGGUUGGUUCCAGCUGCAGGGCCAUGCUGAUACUAUGGCAGAAAAUGCGCCAACCGGUGAGAUCUUCCUCGAGGCCAUCUACCACAGAGCAGAGAGGAAGCAAUUUGGCCCCACUGAUUUCGAGAUUCUGAAACUCAUCGGCAAGGGCACUUUCGGUCAGGUGUAUCAAGUGCGAAAGAAGGAUACUCAGCGCAUUUACGCCAUGAAGGUUCUGCAGAAGAAGGUUAUUGUGCAAAAGAAGGAAGUUGCCCAUACCGUGGGAGAACGAAAUAUUCUGGUUCGAACCGCCAUGUCCGACUCCCCUUUUAUCGUUGGUCUCAAGUUCUCUUUUCAGACACCAUCAGAACUUUAUCUCGUUACUGAUUACAUGUCUGGAGGUGAGCUGUUUUGGCAUCUACAGAAAGAGGGUCGGUUUGACGAGAAGCGAGCCAAGUUCUACAUCGCCGAACUGAUCUUGGCCAUUCAGCACCUUCAUCAUAACGACAUUGUAUACCGGGAUCUGAAGCCUGAGAAUAUCCUCUUGGAUGCUAACGGACACAUCGCCCUUUGUGACUUUGGUCUUUCCAAGGCCAAUCUCACAAAGAAUGACACUACCAAUACUUUCUGUGGAACAACCGAAUACCUUGCGCCUGAGGUUUUGCUAGACGAAUCUGGCUACACCAAGAUGGUGGACUUCUGGUCGCUUGGAGUUUUGGUCUUUGAGAUGUGCUGCGGCUGGAGCCCAUUCUAUGCCGAAGAUACGCAGCAAAUGUAUAAGAAUAUUGCUUUCGGCAAGGUGAGGUUUCCUCGAGAUACCCUGUCUCAGGAAGGACGGAAUUUCGUCAAGGGACUCCUCAAUAGAAACCCCAAGCACAGACUAGGUGCGACCGACGAUGCCGAGGAGCUGAAGAGACACCCCUUCUUCGCCGAUGUCGAUUGGACUCUUCUCUCCAAGAAGCUUAUCACUCCACCUUUCAAACCCAAAUUGAAGUCUGAGACGGACGUCUCAUACUUCGAUCCGGAAUUCACGACCGCGCUGGAUCAGAAUGGCUCUCUGAACGAACGUGCUGCUGCGUUGGCCCGAGGCUAUGCCGCUUCAACCCCUCUUUCUCCUUCCGUUCAGGCCAACUUUCAAGGCUUCACGUUUGUUGACGAAAGCGCAUUAGAUGAUCAUAUGCGAGACAGAGCAGGACUCGUUGAUGAAGAUAUGGAUGAUGGACAACAUCACAGGAACCGCGAUAAUGACGAUUGGGACAAUAUCGACGACAUUGACCUCAGGAAGGCAAACCGGAUGAGCGGGAUCGUGAAGACUGGACAUGAUGAGCACAUGGUGGGUGGUUCUCACUUUGACGUAUAA